This is a messenger RNA of Amoebophrya sp. A25, 4162 nucleotides long. The record is from the annotation of a GenBank genome assembly. NCBI's taxonomy places the organism in Eukaryota, Dinophyceae, Syndiniales, Amoebophryaceae.
CGCAAGCCAGCGAGACGGGGAUGACAUGGAGGGAAGCCCACCUAAUAUCAUUACAGUCAUUUUUAGUAUUAUCAUCCUGAUCCUGCGCUGCAACAUCUUCAGGACAACCCGUCUAGUACAGCUUCACCAACACCAUUGAUGAUCUUCACCAAUAGGGAAAUUUCUCUGAAUUAUAUUGAAUCAUCUACGUCGUAGGAGUAGGUUUCUUACAACUCUGUCCUUGUUGUUCAGUUCCUAGAACUCAGUUCCUAGAACUACUACUUGAAGAAAACUCGUGAAUUCGUGAAUGCGCUAAGUCAAGAGUAGAAUUUCACAAGAACUCACACAAACCUCCACAACUUCUACAAAGCUCACAUCCUCUACUACUACUUCGUUUUCCCCAGACGACAAAACGAUGUCUCCCUCUACGAACAAAGCAUCGGGGGCUCGACAGCUGGCAUCGAUGAUGGUGAUCAUGCCGCUUUUUUAUGGCUUUUACUUUUUCUUCUACACCGAAGAUCAGGGACAACGACUGGACAACUCUCUCUCUCUCUAUUGAAUUAUAAUUGUAAGGAGCAGGAGGAGCUACUUUUACCACCUCUAAACCCUGUUACAGCACUUAUUCUUGUUUGUUGUACUUCAUGAAGGAUAGGAAGAUCCAGACCAUGUUAGUCGAUUUGGACUGGAAGAUAGUGGUAUUUUCCAGUCCAAAUCGACUAACAUGGUCAUCAGCGGCUGUAUCUUCAUACAUAAUUCUUUGUAGUCCUACAACAAUCUCUACUAUGCCGGCGGGGCUCGUUGUGCAGGAUCCAUAACCUAACCUAACCUACUAUAAACGUGAACUAUAACAUGAUGUCAUACAACUACCAUAAACUAUAUGAUGAUGUCAUACAACUAUCAAUCUGUGUCUAUGCAAAUGAAGUCUUCACGGAGGAGGUAGCCACUGGGCGGUAGUUGUCCUCGAGUAUGGAGUUUAGUAAAAGUAGUGAGGACCACUCGUUCAUCCACUGAUGCGACAUGUUUAAUACCUCUAACUACCAAAUCUGCUCCUCUCGGUGUUCGGUCCGACCUUGUGCCUUCUGCCGAUGCUUCUCCCCGCAGCAGUUGCGAAACAAAACCCUCAGCCUUUGGACACUGUUAUGGACCUAAGAAAGCUCGUUACCGAAUAGACCCAAACCAUCAUGGAAGAAGGCACUGUAAUCUUCAUACUAGAGUCUACUUCAUUUCAAUUUUCAUCAUGGAAGAAAGCUCGUUCUUCAUAUAUUAUAGUACUUAAUCGAUAUGAUCAUGAAAGAAGGCUGGGCAACUAAAUUAGCAGGACUCCGUGUAGUAUGUACUACAACGCCAUCCUCGCCAUCCGCCAUAAUUGCUUACAACCGCAAGGACUCAUUAUUAUAGUCGUACAACAUGAUCCAUCUUUUAGAUGAGCCGGGAACUGGUACUGCUGGGUCUAUAAUUAUGACUUCUGGUGAUCUUGGCGGGCCCCUCGGCAUUCUUCACACAUAUCACACUAUCUAACACUGUGGAGGGGGAGGAAACUAAUGCGCAUGCUGCUCAUCCAAAUUUCAGGGGAGGAUUUCUGCACACUACCAUCUCUCACGGCUCUGCUGGUACUUCCAUUCCUGACCACUGCACUGAAGAUCACUACUAACUUACAAUGACUUUUAUUCCUGACCCCUUCGGUCUUUAGAGUAAUGAUUAUACAGCUGCAGUGAAUGGGAACAUAAUCAUACUACUACAGUGAAUGGAGUCAUAAUCAUACAACUAAAGUGAAUUCACGAAGGCUUUCCGUAUUUAUGAUGAUAUGUAAUUCGAAAUUAUCUUUCUAGCCCAUUGCAGUUGUCCCACCAAAAAAAAAACGCCCAAUUCUUCGUUACCAUAAAAAUACGGAGAGUCACCUUUCUUGGUUAUGAUUCCCCCCGCACCUUUCCAUAUUCCCUUCACCAUGUUGAAGAUAAUCAAUGAGCAUGACAAUUGUUCUGAUCGUUCUUUCAGGAUUUUUCUACUAGGUCACAGAUGAUAUCAGGCGGAAGGAUCCCAACCCACAUCUUUGUCUCUAGGCGAUCCUGCACUUACGGCAACUCCUGUUAUUAGGGGUUGAGCAAACGUUUCAUAUUUGUGCGCUCUAUCUGACAUCACAUUUAAAGAGGAAAGGUGUCAAGUAUGUAAGGCAAAUAUGAAUUGUUUCAAACUGUAAGAUGCUUGAAGAUGAAGGGGCGCAGACGAAUGCGACUGACGGCAGGCGCUUUUUGAGGGGUGGGCUCUUGCAAAUUAGUACUACAACAACUUAUGGUCGAUCUCAAGUAUCUCAUCAAGCCAACGACGAUGGUAAAAUCCGCUACACCGGUUCGCAGCUGGGCGCAAUGGACAGAGGGUAAAGAUCAACUAGAACUAAUAUUUUUUUUUUUGAGAUCAUGAUACAAAGAGCCUCCGGUUAUUCGUGUAAUUAUUGUUAUCGCUGUGUUUGUCGUGUAAUAUUCUUUGAUAGGAACAACAACAAUGGAAGUAUCUAUAUGAUGAAUGUCUCAAGAACAAGAUGCUUAGUGGACAGAGGGUAAAGACCAACUAGAACUAAGAUUUAUCAAGGACAAUAGAUUUAAUAAAUAUUGGAGAAAACUUCAAGAACCUACAACAUGUCUAUUAGCCAAUGUGUUACUUUAGGCCCGCAGGAGAGCGAGCACCUCGCCACAGGGGUAGCAACUUAUCUGGCGCUCCGGUUAUCGAUCCCCGCGGACCUGGCGGACCAGGAGGGUCCACCGUCAGCAGGGCGACUCCUGUCCCUCAGCAACAAUAUGGUCAAGCUAAUUCGGGUGGUACGGCAGGAGGAGUCGCGCAUCGUCGUGAGAGUCUGUUGCCAGAGCAAGGUGCGCAAGGUUAUAUCCACAGCACGGUCCCACUUUGUAAUUUUCAUGAAGAACAAUUAUAGAAACAUUCUCUUGGAUUUGUUGUUGUUGUUAUCCUCUACCCAGCUCCGAACAAUAUCGUCUCAUCCGUCUAAGUACUUUUCAACCUGUGCCCUGAUGGACGGGGCGGACCGCUGUCGGGCCCGCGUCCGCGGCACAUACUACUAUACUCAUCUUAGGUCUAGUAUUAUAUAGAAGAAUAAUUUUCUACCGCAAAACCACUUUGUUACAAACCACUUUGUUACAAACCACUUUGUUACAAACCACUUUGUUACAAACCACUUUGUUACAAACCACUACCGCAAAAGCACUUACCUCACCACUUUGAAUGCAAACUACGCCAUUUUAUUUUCCUCAACCUGUCAAAUAUUCAAUCAAUUUUGAAAAUGUCUCGUCGUCUCCUAGAGAUAAAUUUUACAUGUAAUAAGAUAGAUUUUACACUGAUAGAACUCGACGUAACAGUUACAGCAGCAAAUGAAUAUCAAGUAGGAUCUUCUUCUUCUUCAAGUAAUAUUUAUAGAAACAUAAUUUUAAAGUCCAUUCCAUUGAACAACUUCUCAGGUCCGCCGGCACAACAUAGUGCGGCGCCUGCGGCAUCUCCUUCCAGCGCCGCUACUCUUGCAGCCGCCAUUAAGGCCAUAGCGUCGGAGCAUGUCCUUAGCACUGUGAUCCUUGGUUCUUCUUUUUCUACUUGAAAAAGAAGCACCCGCCAAGGGCCAUGCACUCAAGAAAGAUGCGGCCGCGGUAGCUCUAACGCCAGUCCACCGUCUUCUCCGGCUUCUGCGGCAUCUCCUCCCAGCGCUUCUCCCGCAGCCACGGCUAGUGCGCAAGGUACGAGAGUACAUCAUAAUCACUCCUUAGUAUACAAUAAUGUUGUUCGCAAUAUAGUUGUAUUUAGACCCCAUUCCUUGGGCAAUCGAAGGAGGUUGAACCACUCGGGGCCCUCAAGGCGUCCGCCAGGUUCACCUAAUAUCAUAGAUCUCGAACCCCUAUCGAAAAUUCUCUUCUCAAACUGUCACUCUCUUCUCGAGGUUCCUACAUCACAGAGAUCUGAUAUCCUUCUUCUUUUUAGUAUCCUUCGUCUUUAGUAUCACUUAUCAUAGAUCCUUCUGUAGGAAUCAAAGAUCCUUCGGUUUAGUAUCGUUGUAUCUUUUUUCUUUCUUUGGUAUUCCUAGGUCCACCUCAUUCUUUCUAGUAAGUCAUCAUUCAUAGGUCAACUUUUCCCGUUUUUUCACGACUAGGUACGACGAGCGGUAGUGGCGUCGAAUGCUGCUAGUAUC